CCUGUGUCUAUUUAAAAAAAAAAAAAAAAAAAGCUGAGUACUUUACCGCCAUUUGUCAUUGAGCCGCCAUUACAUGACAUUAAUGACACAAUAGCAGCAAGUACACGGUCCGGAAACUUCUAUUUUUUACACAUGUUGGGAUUGAGGCCGGUGCGGUGGUGCCACCUUCCAGACGUGUUCUCACCGGCUUAUCCCCCCGCUGAGCUCAUAAUGGGAUCUGCGCGUCCGCCGCCUGCCCCGCAUCCCUCUGCUGGCUUCAGAAGGUGACCUGGACAUCAUGGAUGUUUUUCUACCCGACACACACACAAUUAUGUAUGGAUGCAAGUAGAAAUAUGGAGGUGGGAUAUUUAACCCAGAGAGACUCAUCUCCCCUUCUGUUCUAGUUUGAUGGACGUUAAGGUCACACACGUGAAAAACAGAGCAAAAAGACAGAACAUGACGAGCAAAAGUUGAAAUGUUGCCCUUUUGUAUUGAGUUGUGGACUCCUAUAGAGCAGCGACGCACAAUAACCACCACAGAAGGCUUUCUAGAUCUUCCAAAAUCUGCACCUAUUCAGCUGUAUUUCUUUGGAUUUUGUACUUCCUGAGAAAACGGUGUAUCUUUUUAAAAUGUGGGAUUUUAACAUACAACCAUAAGCGUUGGAUCCAGAAUCCGAUCUGGAAGUAGACAUUGGACAGUCCGAAGUUUUUCAGGAAAAGAGAUUACUUCAGGACGUCUUGUAAUGAGAAAUAGCUUUAGCAUUUUAGCGUUUCUACAGCGUUGAAUGUUUUUUGCGGGAACAAUAAUAUAAUCACAAUCAUCUGGGGAAAUCUGCCUACAUGUUUUGAAUAUCCCUCAUGGAACCGCAGCUCCCCAGUAGCCGGCAGCACUCAUGCAGCAACAGACCACCAUGCUACCGCCACGUGACUGCAGCUGCUGUGAAGUCUUUGCUGCCAAGGGAGGCGUGCCGACAGGACACAUUGAUGUUGUCAUGGCUGCACAGUAGCGUAGUAUUCCCAGUGACCUGUUAAGGAAUGCUCCGCGAACGGAUACCUGGCCUGCUGGAAGAAGCAACGGUGUUAGAUCCUGAUCAUCGCUUAACUCAUCCCCAAUCUGGCACCAAGUCCAGGAUUGAGGCCUUAACCUUCAGGUGCUGCUGCCUAAUCCAGUUAGGGGCCAGCAGUCGCUGUGGAAAAUCCCGGCAGACCUACAUUGCACCGUGGAUCUCAGUGGACGCCAGCGGUAUGCGGGGCCUCCUGUAGACCCUCAGGAUGUUCAACUGGGUGGUGAAAGUGGUCCCCCAACCCCCUGAAGGCCCUCAGAAGGAGGGAGAUGUCAAAAAACCUGCUGAGCAGGAUCCCCCAAAAAGCAAAGAGGCCAAGUGUCCUCCGCCAAAGAACACUGAAGAUGCUUCAGAGGACAGUCAAUCCCAGACUGGAGUUUUAGGUUGGCUGUCCAAUGGCUUUGCUAGCGCCCUGCCUCAGCCUGCCGGCUCCCCUCAUCUGGAGAACAGGUCGGGGGGUGACGGUGAAAGGUCGGGAGUGAUUGGCUGGGUGGCGCAGGGUCUGACCAAGGUGCUGCCUCAGCCUGACGACAAGUACCGAGAGAUAGACAAUGACAAUGAGGAACACACGGAGGUGUAUGAGGUUGCUACAAUGCCAGAUUAUGAUCCCCUCCCACACAUCCCAGUGGUGGAGAUGGUGUCAGAAGAUGAGAUGUCCGAGGAGGACGGUCUGACUUUCCCUCCAAAGAGUGUGGUGACAUGGAUAAAGCAGAAGAUCCCUCAGCCUGUUUUCCUGCCUGCUGGUGCCGUGUCCAAUGAGUCAAAACCCAAAAAGUCUUCCCGCUCCUCUCUGGACAAAAGUAUAUACUUUACAUUCCCUGUUCUUUCUCCACCACCCGAAUCUCUCAGUGGAAUCUCACUGGACACUGAUAGCAAGUCCUCAGCCGUCGGCUGGUUCAUGUCAGGAAUUGGUUUGAAGAUACCCCAGCCCGUUCUUCCACAACCAAACGACGUUGAAGCCGCUGCAGACAUUCUAAAGAAAGCAUCAACCAAUCUCAAACCUGACAUGGUGCUGGAAGACGUGGAUUCCGACCACGAGAGCCAAGACACGUCCACAUCAGCCCAAACACAGCAGGCCGCCACAAAGAGCACCGAGUCCGGUUCCUCCUUGCACCUCCACAAGUGCGCUGAGACCAACCGAGAACCGGAACCGUCCCAACCGACGAUGGCUAAGAUACUCCAGGAGGAUGCUGAGACCCAGACGGGCCGUUGGACACCGUUCAUCGAGAACAUCAAGAAGGAGGCCGAGGAUGUGGCUUUAGCCACCAUGGAAGAACGUUUGCUGCAGGAGCGCAUGGAGAUGACCCGCAUGGCCGAGGAAGUGGCGAGGCAGACGGCCGAGAUGGCCAUUCGACAGCUGGCCAACGAGAGCCAGCCCCUCAGACUGUCGGCGGGGAGCCAAGAGCUGCUCGAGGAGCCUGACAUAGAACUGACAGCUUUACAAGACGACAGAGAAGUCAGCCAUCAAGAUCAUGACGCCAUCGAAACGGACGAGAGUCAGGCAAACAUCUCCGAGGAACCCACCAUCGUUGAAGAAGGUAUCGAACAACCCAGCACCGUCGCCUCCUCGCAUGACUACAAACAAGAGCCCAAAGACGAGCCCCAACCACCAUCAGUAUCCCCUUCGCCUCCACCGCUGAGUCCUGAACCGGCGAAGGCCUCCGAGCCCCACCGUGAAGGGCAGUCAGAGGACAAGACCCAGGAAGCGAUUUCCAAAGCCGAGCCUGUGACCCAGCAGCCACAGAAGACUGAGCAAGACACGCAAGGCGCCAAGGCUGCUGAAAAGGAGGAGGCCAGCGGGGACGAGUGUGGGGACAGUUCUCGACUCAGCCUCCAUCCAGCCGUCAACGUCGAGGAUGUCGACUCGGAUCGGGAGAAAUCCGGUGAGGGGAAAGGGGAGGAGCUCCUCACCCCCCAGGACCCCAAACUAACAACUCUCACUGUCCCUGUCACCCCCACUGGAGGUCGUCAGAGCAAAGGAGAUAAAGAUAGAAGGCGGCAGUCUCAAAGUGAAGAUGACGACGAUGAGGCAAGCAUCCCUGUCAGGGCGUGGCCCAGUCAGUCCAGCCUCCACAGCACAGAUGACCCCUUGCGAGAACGUCCGUCAUCGUCAGCCAGUCAGACGAGUGCGGUGGUCAGUGAGCGUCUCCAAGAGCUGGUGCGCAUGUUUAAAGAGAGGACGGAGAAGGCAAAAGAAAAACUGAUAGAUCCCGACAGCUCUGAUGAGGACAGCAUCAUCCCCUCAGCCCCUCCUCCAGACUCAGCGCCGCAACCUAACCCCGCCCGUGACCCCGAUCUGGCGGACGAGGGCGAGGAGGAUGAUGAUGAUGAUGAUGAUGAGGAAAUCCCUGGUCCAUCAGGAGGAAGAGGAGCGAGAGAGGCAGAGGAGGAGAAGUCCAGCCCAAAGGUGAAAUCCCACGGAUGGAUCCCAGCCUGUGUGCACUACCGCUUCCCCGCCAGCAUCGACCCUUUCACCAAUCUGAUGUACGUGUUGUGGAUGUUCUUGGUGUCUUUGGCGUGGAACUGGAACGUGUGGUUCAUCCCGGUGCGCUGGGCCUUCCCUUACCAGACUCCAGACAAUAUCUACUACUGGCUCCUGACCGACUACCUCUGUGACCUUAUUUACAUCCUGGACAUCACCGUCUUCCAGCCGCGCCUGCAGUUUGUCCGUGGGGGGGACAUCAUUUAUGACAAAAAGGAAAUGAGAAAGAAUUACAUGAAAACUAAACGUUUUAAGUUCGAUGUGGCCAGUCUUGUUCCGCUGGAGCUCUUCUAUUUCAAAACGGGCAUCAACCCUCUUCUACGCUUGCCUAGGUUACUCAAGAUCAACUCCUUCUUUGAGUUCAACGAGCGUUUGGAAGCCAUCUUGACCAAAGCAUACGUCUACAGGGUGAUCCGUACCACCACCUAUCUUCUCUACUGCCUCCACUGCAACGCCUGUCUCUACUACUGGGGCUCCGCCUACAACGGACUGGGCUCCACGAAGUGGGUGUACGACGGCAAAGGAAACAGCUACAUCCGCUGUUACUACUUCGCAGUGAAGACCCUCAUCACCAUCGGGGGGUUGCCGGAUCCCACCACCCUGUUUGAGAUUGUCUUCCAACUCAUCAACUACUUUGUGGGAGUCUUUGCCUUCUCAAUCAUGAUCGGUCAAAUGCGUGACGUUGUCGGUGCAGCCACGGCGAGUCAGACGUACUACCGCACCUGCAUGGACAACACCAUUAAAUACAUGUCUUCAUAUCGCAUCCCCAAAGACGUCCAAAACAGAGUCAAAACCUGGUACAACUACACCUGGCAGUCACAAGGCAUGCUGGAUGAACAGGAGCUGCUGACUCAGCUGCCAGAUAAGAUGCGUCUGGACAUCGCCAUCGAUGUCAAUUACUCCAUUGUCAGCAAAGUCCCUCUCUUCCAGGGGUGCGACCAACAGAUGAUCUUUGACAUGCUAAAAAGCCUGCGCUCAGUUGUCUACCUGCCGGGGGAUUAUGUCUGCAAAAAGGGUGAAGUUGGUCGGGAGAUGUACAUCAUCAAAGCAGGCGAAGUCCAAGUGGUCGGAGGACCGGAUGGGAAAACCGUGUUUGUCACUCUGGGAGCUGGUUCCGUCUUUGGCGAGAUCAGUUUGCUUGCGGUGGGUGGGGGCAACAGGCGCACUGCAAAUGUGAUUGCUCAUGGCUUUGCCAAUCUCUUCAUCCUGGACAAGAAAGACCUGAAUGAAAUUCUGGUCCAUUACCCAGAAUCCAAGAAACUGCUGCGCAAGAAAGCAAGAAAGAUGCUCACCAAGGGGAAGAAACCCGAGCCCAAAGAAGAAGCUAAGGAAGAAGCUCGCCAUGUCCAGGCGGCCGCCACCAAACCCGAGACUCCCAAAUUGCUGAGAGCGGCCUUGGAGAUGACGGAGAAGUCCACUGGACUCAAAGGAGCCAUGGCCCAAGUCAAAGAGAAGACAAACAAGUCCAGUGUCUCCCUGCAGGCGUCCAUCUCCUCCCCCUUGCCUACUCCAUCUCCCGUCUUCACGUCCGGCCCGGACCGAGACAUCUCCACGCCCUCGCCCACUUUAGCCAGCUCCACGGCGUUCCUCUCCACCUUGGCGUGCUACAACGACAACUCCGAGAUGUCGUACCCCGCGUCCCAGUGCUGCAGCGACACGGACGACAUGCUGCCAGUCGAUCACAGACAGGAGGGAACGAGCGACAAGGAGGAGGCGACUGAUCGGGGAAAGAAGGUGCAGCAAUAAUAAUACUUUUUUUUUUUUAAACAGGUGGUAGGAAAUGAAGAAGUGAAGAAUCUGCUGAGUAAUCUGUUUCUCCAGAGAAAGAGCCUGGAGUGCCCUCUAGUGGCUCAAAGUCAUAAAAACAUAUCCAGGGUACAGUGUAAGGGGCGGGGCCAGCCAAAGCAUGAAAAAAGUGCGUCUUAUACUUCGGAAAAUACGGUACUUUACCUUAUAAACCCUCCGAUCUUUUUUUUUUUUCUUUACACAACCAAUAACAGGUCUUCUUUUUGCUGUUGUUGAACAAUAAAUGUUUACAUUUACUUUUUUUUUGUCAAUUUCAACAUUGCCUUACUUUAUUUAUUUUAUGUUAAUAUCCAUAGCUUACCAUGCUAAUGAGUCCUGUAUUUAACAUGGAUGUAAAAAUACUUCCACCAUCCGUUUGUAGAGCUAAGAGAUUUAGUGCAUGUGGGAACCGAAAUGAGGUAAAACGAAGGUAAAACGAAAAAAACAACUCCAUAUUCUCAUCCCUUCCACGGUGAUGUCUUUCCUUUUCUUUGGUACACUGCUGCUUGGGAGACGUAAUGAAAAAAAUGUAAAAUGUAAAAAUGUAACUAACAAACCACUUUCUCCUUCCUCAGUGUGUUGUGACCGGUUCCCCAGCGAGUCUGGUGUUUACAACCCGAAAAAAUAACGCUUUUAAUUAAUUUGCGGGUUCGUAAAACACAAAACUGUGUCAAAUAUUGCAUAUGUUUGUCAUUGUUUUAACGGCUGUAUUUUGUUACAGUGAAUUGUAUAGAUGAGGGGUAUUUCUUUGCUGGUGAUGAUUUUAUUGUACACAAUCCUUCCAAAUCAUUUUCAGUUUGAGUGUGUGUAGGCCGGGUUAUCAUUCUCGUGUUGUUGUGUGUAUCAUCAUGCUGCGCUCAUACCUUUUAUGUAACUGAAGUAGCGUUACUGCUGCUAUCGUAACGACUUUACUGUAAAUAUGUGGACUGAAACAACAGCAAAGUUCUCCAGUCUCUCACAAUAAACAUUUAAGAUAUAA
Molecule: messenger RNA, 6288 nt
Organism: Doryrhamphus excisus (bluestripe pipefish)
Lineage: Eukaryota; Metazoa; Chordata; Actinopteri; Syngnathiformes; Syngnathidae
Source: RefSeq, a predicted model, not a curated record